UUCAUCUGCUCGCCCACCCGUCAGGUCAGACUGCAAUGAGUGGACUGAGGUCUCCUAGGCUGCUGGGGCUAGUGCUCUUAAUGCUCUCGGCAGGAUAUUGCAAAGAGAAAACUGACUCCGCAGAUUUGAAAGACAGGCAAAGUCUCUUGAAUCUGAUCAUGGAGAUCAUUCAGGAACUGAAAAGGUACCACCUGGAGAAGGACAGUGGGGUGCAGUACUUCUCUAAGCAUGACUAUAACUUAGAUCGAAGGGAAGUCGCUGACUACGGAGGAUACCAGGACGAGCAGAGAGUUGAAAUAGUUCCCAGAGAUCUGAGAAUGAAAGACAAGUUCUUAAAGCAUCUUACAGGUCCACUGUACUUUAGCCCAAAAUGUAGUAAACACUUUCAUCGGCUUUAUCACAAUACGAGGGACUGCACCAUCCCAGCAUACUAUAAAAGAUGUGCCAGGCUUCUCACUCGGUUGGCAGUGAGCCCAAUGUGCAUGGAAGGAUAAAG
Leptosomus discolor (cuckoo roller) is the source of this 496-nucleotide messenger RNA. RefSeq names its product ALK and LTK ligand 2 (gene ALKAL2). Gene Ontology annotation, molecular function: receptor tyrosine kinase binding; receptor signaling protein tyrosine kinase activator activity. Lineage: Eukaryota; Metazoa; Chordata; Aves; Leptosomiformes; Leptosomidae. The record is from RefSeq and is a predicted model, not a curated record. Gene Ontology annotation, biological process: positive regulation of ERK5 cascade; positive regulation of ERK1 and ERK2 cascade.